AUGGAAUGUAGUGCAGAUCUUGUGAAAACUUAUCAACAAGCUUUAACAAAAGAAAGCGGUAAUGUAACAUCUAUGCACGUAAUUGACAAAAAAACUUUGGCUAGAACUGGUAAUGCAAUGGAAGCAAAAGGACUUCUAAAACUAUAUAAUGUGUCAUUACCCUUAUUGAAUGGAAAUUCUCAAAAUAAAUUGUUAUUUCUUCAUCCAAGCAUGACAUCCUCAAGUCCUCAAGUAAAAGAAUAUGUCGCAAGACUAAAAGAUAAAGCAAUACUUAUAGGAAAAUCAUGCAAGCCAACUAGGAUUGAGGAUAUGAAUCUUGAAGUAGAGCCAUUAUCAGAGAUGCAAAAACCUCAAUCCAAUGAGAUGUGGUGGCUUCAUACUGCACGAAAUUAUGGUUGGAUCAACGCCAAGAUGAUUCGUGCCAAAAUUUUACAUCAAUACCUAAUUUCUAAAUUCAAUGAUGAAUCACCUAAUAACACAUGCAUUAAUAAAAUCAAUAGAACAUUUCAAACCAUAAUUUUACUUCGUGAUAUGCCAUUAGACAUAUAUUUGAAGAUUAUAGGUCAAACAAUUCCCAGCGAACCAUUGACCGAAUAUGUUUGUUCUGGCCAGAGCAUGUCUGUGAGUAUUAUUGACUUGCCUAAUGAAAUCCGUUCAUCAAUCUUUUCAGGAAAUUAUAAAUUUCGACAAAGUUUAAAGAGAUUGAUUGAUAUUUUGGUAGCUUUGAAAAUUCUUAAACCAAUUCGUCGAGACUUUGAUGAAAAUGGUAAUUCAAUUUUAGAUGUUAGCAAUAAUGAGUCAAUAGAAUGGUCAUUGUCAAAUGCAACAAUAUGUAGUCCACCGCAAACAUUGUUGGCACCAGCCUAUCAACUCAUUUAUAAUGUCCCGAUGAUCGAUUUUUCCAUUCCUGGCGUUAAUAGACCUAUCAUACGAAAUUAUCCGCUAGACACGAUAGAAGAUGUUUCAAUUUAUUGGAGCGAAUUGCAAUAUGUCGCUCAACAAAAAAUAGCAGAAGUAGCAGCAAAUAAAAGUGAUGAAGAGGAAGAUAUUAGUGAAACUGAGGAUGCGGGUCAAGAAGCUUCUGAAAAAAAUGUACAAAAGAAAGGCAAAGCAUCCUCUCAAAAUCUAGAACCUGAUCCUUUGAGAUUUAUUACUUCAUCUUGUAAUUGGAAUUCUGGUUAUCCAUUGACAGCUAGACAAAAGAAACACCUUGAUCAUUAUGUUGAUAGUAAAAAGUCUAAAACACCAUUUGAAGAUGACGUUUUGUGUCGUCAAAUUGCACAAGAGUCUAGCCUUCCAUUUCAAAGAGUAAAAGCAUAUUUUAGAAGAAUUGAUGAAAGCUUUGAAAAGAAAAACAAAGAAGCCAAGGCAGCAAAACAAAGAGAAAGAAGAAACAAAGUUGCCGCAAGAUCCAAGAAUUAUGUUGGUAUUAUUGCAUCAGCAAAUGGUGAACCGACCUUCAGAAGAAAAAGGAAAGUAACAAAUGGUAAUAAUAAGUCUGGACUAAAAAAAUCGACAAAUGAUUAUCAAAAUCUUGGUGAAAAUAAAGAUGUCUUUCAAUAUGAUAAAACCAAAAAAAAGAAACAUCAAGAUAAACAAGAUUAUAAUGAGGAACAAGGUUCGGCCACUAUUGCUGAUGAAGAUGAAAAUAACUCACAACGACGUCCUGUCUGGUCUACUCAGGAAGAUGAAAUUCUUCUUUACGCUUAUGUCAUUCUUAAAAUUCGAUCACAAAAAUUUAGAUUCUUAUGGGGAGCAGUAUUAAAAUUAUUUCCAGAGAAAACCAACGAGAUGUGUCGCCGUAGAGUAAAUGUUUUAAUGAGAAAUGCAGCUACUGUUGAAUAUAUAAAUUAUUUGAUGAGUAGAUGGGAAAAAAUAUAUAAAGAGGGCGUGAAGAAAGGGGAAAUUAUUGAUCCGCAUCAUUCUGAAAUGAUAGAGUUUGAUCUUCCAGAACAAGUAGAUUAUUUCAUAAAAGCAUUACAAAAUUUGUCAAGAAAUGAUGAACCAAUUCCAAUAAUUUUAUUGCCUUCUGAUAUCCAAACUUUAUAUAAGCAUUUCGUAAUUUUAUAUUCAUCACCAACUCAUAAUCAGGAUAUAUAUUACGAGGAUAAACUUUCGGGGUCCUCAUUAAGAAAAAAAAUGAGCAUUCUAUAUUCUCAUUCUUUUACAUGCCGAUUUAAUAAUCAAAACAGCGUAGACUAUUUUAAUAUUGAAAAUCUUACAGAGAAAGAUAUUAAAUUAGAGGCAAUUCAAGCAUUAAUUAAGAUCAUUCUUAUGACACCAGAAGAUCAAUAUGAUUCUUCACAUGCUUUCUCCAUUCUAAACUAUUAUCCAGAAGUGCUUGUAACCGAGUCUCUUGAAUUGAUUAAAGAUACGGGUGUAAUUGUUAGAGUAAAAGCAGGAAAUGAUAGAAGAGUGCCUGGAAGAGGAUAUCAUGUUUCUGACAAGUUUUUGUCAGUGAUCUCUGGUUCAUUGCCGGAUAGAUUUUUUUCUCAAGCCAUUGAUUUCUAUAGAAAAUUCAAUGAUGUUAUUCUAUUUGAAAGAUUUUCAAAUAGUGGUACAAUGGCAUCCAAUCCAAAUGACACUUUGUUUACAAAAUGUGUUAUCCCAGAUCAUAGAAGUAGAAAAAUUGAACCAUCACGACUCCAUUAUGACUUAUUUUUAAAACCUAAUCUGAACGCCUUUAAAGAAAGAAAUAACAAUAAAAAUAUUGAGAACAAGCUUAUCAAGAAUAUAUAUUUGGUUAAAGACAAGGAUGAAGCUUUAACUAUUUUAAAAACAUUACUUGAUUGUCUAGAUCAAGAAUCGCAAGAAGGUGUUAAAGAUGUUUUUGAAACCAUUCUUAGUUCCAAUCAAUUGGGUAUUUCAUUAAUAUCAUUAAAGGAGCACCUUGAUAUACCUAAUGAUGAUUUAUUGAGAUAUAUUGGUCUGUUAGAAUCACAAAAUCCAAGUCUAAUAAUGAAUGUGGGCUUUAAUAAUUCUCGUUAUGUGUGCACAUUUUACGCAAAACUUUGGUUAGUAAAAACAAGUCGAGCACCUGUGUCUAAUCCAGCAAAAAGAGUAAAAUAUGAUUACACAAUAACAGAAAAUGCUUUACAUGUUGGAACAAAUUCAACAACAAUUCAAUCAACUGGUACUAGUGGUAACAGAUUAGAAACAAAGUAUCAUCAACAAGAUGAAACCUAUACUUUGACUAGAAUGUGGUGUGAUAUUAAUGGAAAUUUUAUUGAAUCAGUUUUUCGUGGUUGUCUUGAAGCUUCAAAUAUAUAUCGAAAACUUGCACUUGUUAUGUCACGUUGUGAAAUUCAAGAUAUAUUGGAUGAAUUGACAACAAGAAAAGCUGUAAUGAAAACAUCUUUUAUAAAGCCUCCGAAAGUUACAUUGUUUUCCAAACCACGAGAAUUUAAAAAUUGUGGAGAACAAGUGGGUAAUUUGGCAGUAACAACAGGUAGAAUAAUUACACCAAGCCAUUUACCAGAGACAAUUACUUUAUCAGUUACAAAUUCUUCCAGAUUUCUAAUUCUUGGCACAAAACCAGAAAUCCUUGAAUGGUUAAAAGACAAUUCAUCAAUAAAAGUUGAUGUUGUAUUAUACGAUGAUGCUAAAGAAGCACCACACAUUCACAUACCAGAUUUGAUAAUUGAUUUAUUACCAUACAUUGACACCAAGGGUCACGAGCAGCAUAAUAAUAAUCUAUUUAAUUUUAUUCUACCAACACAUCACCCAGAUUUAAAUUCUGAUCCAGUUAGAUUAGAAAUUCGAGCAGCAGUCAAUCUCGAUGAAACUCAACCUUAUUUCAGAAUUGCAUUACAAAGAAAUUGUACACUUGGUGAUAUAUUAAAAGAAGCAAAGGAGAAAUGGGACAAUACCAUAUUACCUAGUUUAUGGGAUAAUGUUAAAAAAUAUUGUAAUAAUAAAUUAAAAGAAAAAAAUUUGAAAUAA
This is a messenger RNA of Entrophospora sp. SA101, 3942 nucleotides long. NCBI's taxonomy places the organism in Eukaryota, Fungi, Glomeromycota, Glomeromycetes, Entrophosporales, Entrophosporaceae. The record is from the annotation of a GenBank genome assembly.